Messenger RNA from Fraxinus pennsylvanica, 591 nucleotides. The record is from the annotation of a GenBank genome assembly. NCBI's taxonomy places the organism in Eukaryota, Viridiplantae, Streptophyta, Magnoliopsida, Lamiales, Oleaceae.
AUGGCCUCAUCCUUCAAAGCUUGCUCUAGUUUUUCUACAGCAGAAGUAAUCAUGUUAUGCAAUCGAUCAGCCAGUUUUAUCAAAACGGCCCUUGCAUCUGCCAUUGCAAGGAACAUGGGAUAUGCAGAUAUGGUAUUGCCUGGGUUUACACCAGACUGGUUUACAUUUAGUAGUGUUUUAUCAGCUUGUUCUGAAUUGGGGUGGUUGUUUCUUGGGCAGCAACUUCACCGUUGGGUCAUCAAGAGUGGGCUGUGUUUUGAUGUUUGUGUUGGGUGUAGUUUAGUGGAUAUGUAUGAAAAGUGCGCGGUGAAUUCCUCAAUGGAUGAUUCGAGGAAGAUAUACAAUCAUGUAGUGAAAUUGGGUCUUGCAUCAGUUAAUAUUGUUGGCAAUUCUUUGAUUGGCAUGAAUUCGGAUUCUGGCGAUGCUUUUGAACUUUAUAGUCAAAUUGAUGGUCCGGGAGUUGGUCUUGAUGCUUUUAGAUUUGCAAAGUCUCUUGAGUGGAGCUGCAAGUGUUGGAGCAGUUGGUGUGGUAACAUAGAAGUUGCAUUUCAAGAUUUCAAACAAAUGGAUGAUCGAACGAUCGGAAUGUAA